AUGGCUAAGGCUUAUGACCGUAUGGAAUGGGCUUUUCUGCGCAAAAUGUUGACAGCUUUGGGGUUUGAUGUGCGAUGGGUGAAUUUAAUUAUGCUUUGUGUCACAACUGUAUCCUAUAACAUUAUGGUUAAUGGUGUCAGUAGUGGCUCAGUUCUACCCACCCGUGGCUUAAGACAAGGUCUUGUUUUUGGGGGGCAUUACAAGGCAGGUGUUGUUAAGCAGUGUCUGAGUUUAUACGAGAGCCUGUCUGGUCAGGCAGUUAAUUUUCAUAAAUCUAGUGUAUGUUUUAGCAGAAAUACCACUGAGGAGGAUAGAGAAGUUGUGGCUGCAGGUCUAGGUGUGUCUCAGGCUCCCAAUUUUGGAAAAUAUCUGGAUUUGCCUUCUUUUGUGGGGAGGAAUAAAAGAGUUGUGUUUUCAUAUAUUGAGGACAAGAUUAAACACAUGAUUGGUUCGUGGAAUAAGAAACUGCUUUCUCAGACUGGUAUGGAGGUUUUCUUGAAAAGUGUGACUCAAUCUAUGCCUACAUUUUCUAUGAGUGUUUUUCUGCUUCCUGAGUCUGUUUGUUUAUCUAUUGAGAGGACCAUGAACAGGUAUUGGUGGGGUAGUGGUAACGAAAGGGGAAUUUAUUGGAAGGCUUGGGACCGUCUCUGUGUCCCCAAGAAGUUUGGAGGUUUGGGAUUUAAGGAUCUGCGUGUUUUUAAUCUGGCCAUGUUAGAGAAACAAGCUUGA
Ipomoea nil (Japanese morning glory) is the source of this 729-nucleotide messenger RNA. RefSeq lists its product as uncharacterized. NCBI's taxonomy places the organism in Eukaryota, Viridiplantae, Streptophyta, Magnoliopsida, Solanales, Convolvulaceae. The transcript is spliced from 2 exons. The record is from RefSeq and is a predicted model, not a curated record. Bases 1 to 729 code for a protein of 242 amino acids.